Molecule: messenger RNA, 546 nt
Organism: Ostertagia ostertagi
Lineage: Eukaryota; Metazoa; Nematoda; Chromadorea; Rhabditida; Trichostrongylidae
Source: the annotation of a GenBank genome assembly
AUGCUUUACGGUGCCUUAUUCUGUCCAAUAACCUGGAUUAUCAUUCGUGAUAUCGGACAACUAGCGCUCGUCUAUCUCACCACUGUCUAUGCUCGGCUCAAAUUGAGAUUUAAUCAUGUUAUUUGGCACCUUAUGGGUGCACUCGUGCGAUGCGCUGUCAGGCCCACCUGGGUCAGGAUUGGAUUGGUUCCUUUCAUUAUAUUUCACUUUCCAAACAUUCAUGACAAUUGGCUUGGCGAUGUCAUGCCUAACAAUAUUCCGUUCGACCCAAUUAUCUGCUCGGUGGUUUUCUUCAGUUUGUCAAUGCUAAAGGUGAUCAACAGAAUGAGCUAUUUGAGUAUGGAGAACGGAGUACACGGAGUAUUUGCUGUAGCAAGUACCGAUUCCUGGACGAUCGAAGCUGAUGACAUGGCCGCCGAAGAGGCUGACAUUACCAAUCAGUUGACGAUCCACUCUAUAGCAACGUUUAUGCAGUCUAACGCCGAUGUUUACGGCGGACGGUUAGGACGCGUGAAUUUGCGGAAGUCCGAUAUUGCAUCCGAAUGA